AUGCUUGACUCCCGUUUCGUCGAGUUCAAACUCGACUACACGAAAGCCAAGGACGUCGCCAUCGGGGCCGUCGUGAGCUCCGAGGACAUCUCCGCCGGGGGCCACCUCUGGAGGGUCAACUGCUACCCUCGUGGGAGCAAGAAAGAGGACGCCGGCGAGCACCUGGCCAUCUUCGACGCCUUCGCCAUCAUCAGAGACGGCACGCCGUCGUGGAGCGACGCCAGGAGGCGCGCCGACGUCUACACGGAACGCGGCGCCACCAAGGGGUGGCACCGCUUCGUGACGCGGCGCUACCUCGACUCCCUCUACGUGACGGCGGGCGGCUGGGUCACCGUGAUGUCCGGGGUGAUCGUCGUGCUCGACGACGAAGCCCUGCCGCCGCCGCCCGACGUCGGGGCCCAUCUCGGCCGCCUCCUGGACCGCGCCGACGGCUCGGACGUCUCGUUCAUCGUCGGCGGCGAGGCGUUCCCGGCGCACCGGGCCGUGCUGGCUGCCCGCUUGCCGGUCUUCAGGGCGCAGCUGCUGGGCUCCAUGGCUGAUGCCACCAUGCCUUCCAUCGCCCUGCACGACAUCGCACCCGAGACGUUCAGAGCUAUGCUCCGGUUCAUCUACACAGACGCCUUGCCGGCCGCAGACGAGGAGAUGAUGCGUCAUCUUCUUGCUGCAGCAGACCGGUACGCACUUGGACCGUUGAAGAUUGUGUGUGCCAGGAUAUCGUGGGACAAUGUGUCGGUGGAUACGGUCGCCACUACAUUGGAUUGCGCUGAAAUGUACAGCUGCCCGGAGCUGAAGCGGAAGUGCAUCAAGUUCUUUGCGGCGAAGAAAAAUUUCAAGAAGGCCGUGUUAACCAAGGGUUUUGUACAGUUGGGCCAGAGGUUCCCGUCAGUUAUUGAUGAGCUGCGAGAGAGGGUUGUUGGGUUACGAUUAUGA
This is a messenger RNA of Setaria italica (foxtail millet), 930 nucleotides long. Its product is annotated as BTB/POZ and MATH domain-containing protein 1. Gene Ontology annotation, biological process: protein ubiquitination. Gene Ontology annotation, molecular function: protein binding. The transcript has 3 exons. The record is from RefSeq and is a predicted model, not a curated record. NCBI's taxonomy places the organism in Eukaryota, Viridiplantae, Streptophyta, Magnoliopsida, Poales, Poaceae. Bases 1 to 930 code for a protein of 309 amino acids.